AUGGCUCGCACCAAAGCCGCGCCGAUCAGGCGGGAGCCGUCGUCUGAGUACACCGCCGGGGAACUGAAACGGACGGCGAGUGGACGGGUUGUCGAAGAGGAGAAUGGGACGGUGGCGGAAAAGGUGGAAAGGGAGAUUGCAGACGCCGUCGUCGUGGUGACGAAGCCGGGGAAGAAGGAGGCGGGCGUGGUGACGCUUGUUGUCUGCGUGGCGGGGAUAUAUGCCUCCUUUCUAACCUGGGCCUACCUCCAAGAAAAACUCACAACGACCACCCACGGCCCGAACAAGGAAAGGUUCAAGUUCUCGGUUUUUCUCCUCACAAUCCAGAGCCUGUUUGCCGGCUUGGGCGGGUUGCUCUUCACGUGGGUGAGCACACCCAAAGGGGAGAAGAUGAAGAGUCCGGUCCCCAACCGGGGGAUCUUGCCACCGUUGCUGCUUGUCGCGGUGACGAACGCGUUGGCCGCGCCGUUUGGGUACGCUGCUUUGGGGCACAUCGACUACAUCACGUUCAUCCUGGCCAAGUCGUGCAAGUUGCUGCCGGUGAUGGCGCUGCAUGUGACGGUUUUUAGGAAGAGGUACCCGCUUUAUAAAUACUUGGUUGUUGCGGCGGUCACGACGGGGGUGGCGGUUUUCACGCUGCAUUCGGGGAGUAAGAAGCACAAGGCGGGAGGGGGAGGGAAUUCGGGGCAGACGGGGUGGGGGAUGUUGCUGUUGGGGAUCAACUUGCUGUUUGACGGGUUGACGAACAGUACGCAGGAUUACAUCUUUGGGGUUGAUAGGAGCUAUACGGGGCCGCAGAUGAUGGCUGCGAAUAAUUUGCUGAGCGGGGCGCUGACGGGGGGGUAUUUGGUGAUGAGCCCGUGGUUGGUGAGGACGGGGGUGGGGAGGUGGUUUGGGAUGGAUGUUGCUGGGGGUGGGGGGGAGCUGGUGGCUGCGCUGCAGUUUUUGGGGAGGCACCCGCGUGUUUGGAGGGAUGUGCUUGGGUUUGCGGUUUGUGGGUGUGUGGGGCAGGUUUUUAUUUUCCAUACGCUCUCGACUUUCUCGUCGGUGCUGCUCGUUACUGUCACGGUGACGAGGAAGAUGUUCACCAUGAUUCUGAGCGUGAUUGCGUUUGGGCAUACGCUGUCCCAGAUGCAGUGGUUGGGGGUUGGGCUGGUGUUUGGUGGGAUUGGAGUUGAGGCGCAGAUUGCGAGGAAGGAGAAGUUGGCCAAGGAGGCUGCUAAGAAGGCGGCUAAGGCUGGGAAGAAGGAAUAGAUUUUUUUUUUUGGUGGGAAAGAUAGAUAGAAAGGGGGAAAACAGAGAUACCGUACACUAUAAGAAAGAAAGAGAGAGAGAGAGAGAGAGAGAGGGCAUGUCAUGGCAUGGGGGAACUGUAUAUAUGUGUUGCUGUGGCAUUGCUUGGGUGUUGGAGAGACAGAGGUUUUGUAUGAUAUUUGAACAUUGACCGCUUGAGAGCAUUUGAUAAGCUCCUAGUUUGCCCCUGUUUGACCAGUCUUUGUACCCUCUCUAUCAACCACCCUCACUACUGGAGCAA
Podospora bellae-mahoneyi is the source of this 1534-nucleotide messenger RNA. RefSeq names its product UDP-galactose transporter (gene HUT1). Gene Ontology annotation, biological process: UDP-galactose transmembrane transport. The record is from RefSeq and is a predicted model, not a curated record. Gene Ontology annotation, cellular component: Golgi membrane; endoplasmic reticulum membrane. Lineage: Eukaryota; Fungi; Ascomycota; Sordariomycetes; Sordariales; Podosporaceae. The transcript is spliced from 4 exons. The coding region runs from base 1 to 1254 and encodes 417 amino acids. Gene Ontology annotation, molecular function: UDP-galactose transmembrane transporter activity; UDP-glucose transmembrane transporter activity.